Molecule: messenger RNA, 930 nt
Organism: Erigeron canadensis
Lineage: Eukaryota; Viridiplantae; Streptophyta; Magnoliopsida; Asterales; Asteraceae
Product: transcription factor FER-LIKE IRON DEFICIENCY-INDUCED TRANSCRIPTION FACTOR-like
Exons: 4
Coding region: 1-930 (309 amino acids)
Biological process (GO): regulation of DNA-templated transcription
Cellular component (GO): nucleus
Molecular function (GO): DNA-binding transcription factor activity; sequence-specific DNA binding; protein dimerization activity
Source: RefSeq, a predicted model, not a curated record
AUGGACGAGAGAAUGAACCAUUUCACAAUGUAUCAAUCAGCUGGUUUCAUGCAAGAAACAGAACUACUCAAAAACUUCAUUUCUGCUAUUCAAAGUGAAAAUACUACUACUAAUAUUGAUCCUAUUGAAAAGUUCUGUCUAAAUUAUGAGUGCAAUCACUUUACCGAUUCUUGCAACGAAUUGCAACUGCCCCACAUUUCUUAUGGUCACAAUGGUGCUGGCAUUGGUGAUUAUGAUGCGUUGGAUCCGAAUUUGGGUAUGAUUUGGAACCAAGAAGAGGAAGUUGUGAAUGGUUCUCGUGUUUUAGGAGAUAACGAUUCGUCUGAGGCAGAUAUUCCAGACACGCCUAAAAGGAGGAAGGGCGGAGAUGCAAAGGGUGAUCGGACAAGGAGCUUGGUAUCCGAGCGGAAGAGGAGAAGUGGAAUGAAGGAGAAUCUUUAUGCGUUGCGCGCAUUGGUACCUAACAUCACUAAGAUGGAUAAAGCUUCGAUAGUUGGAGAUGCUGCAAGAUACAUUCAAGAUCUUCAACGGCAAGCAAGGACCUUAAAGGCUGAAAUUGCAACAAUUGAAGCUGCUCAAAACCCGUAUUUUCUAUCCCCAACUCCUCCGGUUCACGUACUAAAGAAGAUAUCCAAGAUGGACGUGUUUCAAGUGGAGGAAAAAGAGUACUACGUGAGACUGAUUUGCAACAAAGGAAGAGGUGUUGCGGCAUCACUCCAUAGAGCCCUUGAGGAGUCAUCGAUUACUAGUUUUCAAGUUCUGAGCUCCAAUUUGGCAACCGUUGGAGAUAAUUUUGUACUCACAUUCACCUUACUAAAUGUUGCAGUCUCUGGAUUUGAGAUUAACUUACUCAAUUUAAAGCUAUGGCUUUCGGGGGCAUUCCUUAACCAGGGUUUUGAAUUCGAAACAAUCCCAGACGGCUUAGAUUAA